UGAGCCACCAACGCUGGGGGGGGAGGACCAACAAUGGGUCGCCCGAAGAAGGAGGAGGACCUUGGCCCCGAGGCGGACGAGAACUGGAAGUCCAAGGACCCAAAGGCGCUCGCGCACGAGAUCGCCACCUUCAUGGGCGGAGAGUGGCCCACGAGGCCGGUGCGCAAGGUCCAGCUCGCAAGCGACGGCGUGCCGACGGGCGACGAGGAGCUCUUCGAGAUGACGAAGCUCAACCCGACCCUGCUGUCAGAGAUGUCGCUCAAGACGCGCUUCCUGUUCCUGGAGGUGUACCUGGAGGACCUGCAGGACGUGUACUCCGAGGUGAUGGAGACCCUCAAGGGCGACAAGGUGACGUAUGACAGCCUGCGCAAGUUCAAGCACCUCGCCAUUUCGCUCGCCUUCAACGCGGUUUCGGACGUCUGCCAGCAAGCCUUUGACAAGACCGACUUUGACCCCUUCCCGGAGGUGGCGCCCGACGAGCGGCCGGGCUGCGUGUGCCCGCUCGACGUCAAGGCCUUCACGCAGCAGACCGCCGCCGCCGUCGCCCUCGUCAAGAUGAUGGUCGAUGCCGAGGGAGAGCUGCCGCCCGCCGCCGAGCCGCGCAUCGUCCGCGUCGAGAAGAAGUUCUACUACGACGACAUCUGAGCCGGCCAGCCGCGGCUUCUCUUGUGCCCCCGCAUCCGUCUCUCGUCCCCUCCGCGGUGCUGGUCUGGCAUGUCGAGCGGCAACCAGUCUCCUGUGUGACCAUUCCAACGCGAGGCAUGCUUCAUUGUCAGUGACAUUUCGCCCCAUGCUGUUUUUGUCGGUCUCUCGAGUUGUGCAUGUGGCCCGGCGCGCCACGGCCCGGCCGCCGGCCUCCUCCUAGGCCCCAGCCCUCACCGCGCGGGCAGGAGCGCCAUCGCGGGUAUUAGCUUGUAAUUAUAAGGACGCGCUGGGAGAUCAUGUGCUUACCA
This is a messenger RNA of Emiliania huxleyi CCMP1516, 953 nucleotides long. RefSeq lists its product as hypothetical. The coding region runs from base 34 to 645 and encodes 203 amino acids. NCBI's taxonomy places the organism in Eukaryota, Haptophyta, Isochrysidales, Noelaerhabdaceae. The transcript is spliced from 7 exons. The record is from RefSeq and is a predicted model, not a curated record.